UUGAAAUUAGUUUUUUGGGCAACGGGAUGGCUUUUCGCCAGCUCAGAGAAAGUGCCACGACUCCACACUCAGCGGCUAUUCAGAAAGAGUGAACAUUGGUGGUCGGGGCUUUGCAGAGGGACAAGAUUUAAAAAAAAGACAUGGACGUUUACGACCCCCAAACCCUCGGCUUCAUGGUCUUUGGUGGAUUCAUGGUAGUCUCCGCCAUCGGCAUUGCUCUGGUUUCCACGCUCUCCAUGAAGGAGACAUCGUACGAGGAGGCCCUGGCCAAGCACCGCCAUGAACUGGGCAAGUCUGCCCAGACCCAGCUCUCUAUGAAGAAUAAGAAGAAGAAGGCGUUGGAGAACAAAAGCAAAGCCAAGAAGAAGGAAGAGCGGCCCAAGGGGGAUCUCCCAGAACCGGUCGGAGAGUCUGCUAGCGAGCCCGAACCCGAACCUGAGCCUCUCGUUGCCCCCGAGCCUGAACCUGAACCAGAGCCCAUUGCUACACCGGAUCCUGUCAUGGUCGCUUGUGCUGCCCCAGUGGCCGUGGAGGCUGCCGCCCCCUCCCCAAAGAAGAAGAAGAAGGUGGCUAAGGUGGCGCCGGCCCCUGCCAAGCCUACCGUUGUCCCGGAGACCAUCGCCAAGGAAGUGCCUGUCAUGGUCGUGCCACCUGUGGCGAUUGAGGUUGCCCCGUUGACUGCCGCGCCCACUCUGGUGUCCAGUGACACUCCCGCCGCACCCGUUGUCAAGGCAGAGGAGUUCAAGGCUGAGGCACCUGCUAAGAAGAAAAAAUCCAAAGCAAAGGCUGAGCCAGUGGUUGCUGCCGGCAACUCUGCUGAUGCUCCCCUCCUCCUGCCAUACAAGACUCUACUGUCUACUGUGAGCAGCAUGACAUUCAGCGAGGGAGAGGCCCAAAGGCUCAUCGAAGUGCUCAGUGUCAAGGCUGGCCUCAACUCCUGGCAACUGGCCUCUCAGAAGGGGGAUCCCACGGCUGCCCUGAAGAAACAGCUAGAGGAGAAGGAGAAGCAGUUGUCUACUGAGCAGGAGGGUGUCACCGCCGCCAAGAAUCGACUGAGGGAGCUCACCAAAGAGCUGAGCGCAGAGAAAUCGAAGACGGCGAAGGUCGAGACCCGUCUGAGCUCAGAGCUGAGUGCUCACACUCAGGAGAUAACUGCCCUCCAGGCUCGCAUGCAGGCCUCCUCCCAGGACCACGUGGCUGAGACCCAGCUGCUCAACCUUAAGAUAGUGAGCCUGCAGGAGCAACUGGACAAUGGCCCAGUUGCUCAGCUGGCCCGCUUGCAGCAGGAGAACUCCAUCCUGAGAGACGCCCUCAAUCAGGCCACCAGCCAGGCCGAGAGCAGGCAGAACGCGGAGCUGGCCAAGCUGAGGCAGGACUGUGUUCGUCUGAACCGGGACCUGGGCGAGAGGACAGAAGCUCUGCAGGCUGACGAUGAGCACAGGAAGGCGCUGGAGGCCAAAGUGGCAGCUUCAGUGGAGCAACUUGCCCAGUUCAAGGCGUGCCAGGCAAAGAGCGAGCAGGCCUGGCAGCAGAGGCUGGAGGGGUUGAGCCAGAAGCUCCAGAGGUCCCAGGCCACCAGCAACACCAUGCAGGCCCAACUAGACCAGGCUCAACAGAAGGCCAAAGCCUUCGCCGAGCUCCAGGAGCGCAUGGCCACCACGGAGGCCGAGCUGAAGGACCUGAAGGCCCAACAGGCAGUAGUGUCAGCUGUGGAGGAGGCUGCCAAGGAGCAGGCUGCCCCACUGGAGUCUCCCAUAGAACCUCCCCCCGAGGAGCAGGAGACUGUGACGGAAGAUGUUACCGAGGCCACCAAUGGUGACAACUCCGGAGAGGUUGAAGAGCUAAGGAACAGUCUGAGAACCAAAGAAAGUCAGGUGGCCGUUCUAGAAGAGGAGCUCCAACAGCUGAAGGUUGAACUGGAGCUGGUGAAAUCUUCCCAGACUGAGGAUCCACAGGUCAACGGUGUGAAGGAAGAGGAGGAGCAAUCACCUGUUAAAGAACAGCACGUGCAGAUAGACAACACGGCAGAGAUGGAAUUCUUACAGAACAGCCUUAAGGAAAAGGAGUGCAUCGUGACGUCCCUCGAAGAGCAACUGCAGACAUUGAGAGCUAAGAUGGAGGUGGAGAGCCCAGCAGACACAGAGCAGCUUCAGAGCAGUCUGAAGGAGAGGGAGACCCAGGUGGCCUCGUUAGAGGAAGAGCUCAAACAGCUGAGAGAGGAGAUGGAGCAAGGGAAGAGUGCAAAUGCUGAGUCUGGAAGUGAGACUGAAGCAGAACAGCCAUUUGAAUGCCUUGAGAGAGAUUCCCAGAUGCUAUCUCUGGAAGAGGAGCUACAAAGGCUAAAGGAGGAAAUGGAACAAGUUAGGAACAAAAGCAAUGAUCUCCGCGAAAAGAACUGGGCGGCAAUGGAAGCCUUGACCGCUGCUGAGAAGUUGAAUGAGGAAAGACUGGCUGUGGCGAAGGGUGCGCAGCACAUAGCCGAGGAAGCACUGAGCUCGUUCCAGACAGAAGCUCAAAAGGCUCUUCAGAUGAUCUGCCCUGACGUCUCUUUAGAAGCUGAGCAGAAUAACUGGUUGGAGUUACUCAUCCAGAAAGCACAGGCUACUGAAAUUCCACAGAGCAAAGAAGUCCAGCAAGAGCAUUUGCAACCCACAGACUCUGAGGAGCUUUUGUCAAAACUCGGAGAAGCCGAGGAGUCUCAGAAAACACUACAGGCGGAGUGUGAGCAGUACAGAACUGUCCUGGCUGAAACGGAAGGCAUGCUGAAAGACCUUCAGAAGAGUGUGGAGGAAGAGGAGCACGUGUGGAAGCUCAAAAUUGUAGAGGCUGAGGAGCAAGGGCAAGCAGCUUUGGAUCAGGUGAAGGUGUUGCAGCAAGCUGCAGAGGAUAUGAAGAUGAACAAUGAAAGUACAGACCAGCUGAAAGAGCAGGUGAUGCUUCUGGAGGCCCAGUUGGAGAAACAGCUGGAGUCCAUCAGCUUUAGCCAGACUUACGCCGAGGAGGUCGCCCAGCUGAAGGCCUUGUUAACGAAGACCCAGAGUCGGCUGGAGACGGCCCAAUUGGAAGCACAGAAGCAGGCCAAGGAACUUUCUGUGGUCAGACAGCAGCUGAGCGAGACGACGGAGCACGUGCAGAGCCAGGAGGCCUCCGAGUCAACACAGGUCCAAACCCAGCUGCAGCAGGUUACAAACAAGUUGCAAACGGAGGAAGAGAUGAGACAGCAGCUGGCCGUUGACUUUGACCAGGCUCAGAAGUGCGUGACUGACCUACAGACACAGAUGGACCAAAUGAAAGCAGCAGGAGACUGCUCCACAGGAGAAGUCAAGGAGAGGCUGGAGAAAGAGAAGAAGCUAACCAAGGACCUUGGCCAGGCGGCCACUAAGCUCCAGCAGAUGCUCAAGGCCACCCAGGAGCAGCUCGUCAAAGAGCGGGACACCGUCAAAACCUUGCAGGGCCAACUUGUUGGGAAGGAGAAGCCCGAGCAAUCAAAGGAAGGGACAUCUGUCUAAGACCGAAUGAACAUCCCACAAUAUUCCAAAAUGCCGUCAUUAUUUUACUUAUUCCUUUUUUCCCCUCUUUUCUCUUUUACUUUAGUUUGUAGUCAAAAAUGAUCAUUUUGUUAAGGGAUGGGGGAGUUCAGAAGCGUUUUAAUAUUGUAUGCCUUUUUUAUUAUUAUUUUGGAACCAACAAUCAAUUGGAGUCUCUGGCUGUGUCAGAAACUUGUUUAUUUGUCCUGACAUUCCCAGAACAUGCAGCGGUUCAGUGUUAUUGCCUGUGCGUUAAACGUGCAGCAACUAGUGCAAUCACUUUCUUGUUGUCCUUUUGCCUGUCCUUUUUGUAUGACAUUGGAAAGGGAGGUUAUUUCAUGGUACGCAGAUGCAAUACAAUGUAAUGCCUUAUAUUUUACGUAGUGGGCUGCUGACAAAUGUGAGAAUUUGUAACAAAUAAACUGUAGAUCUAUU
Molecule: messenger RNA, 3962 nt
Organism: Salvelinus fontinalis (brook trout)
Lineage: Eukaryota; Metazoa; Chordata; Actinopteri; Salmoniformes; Salmonidae
Gene: rrbp1b
Product: ribosome binding protein 1b
Exons: 29
Coding region: 141-3509 (1122 amino acids)
Biological process (GO): protein transport
Cellular component (GO): endoplasmic reticulum membrane
Source: RefSeq, a predicted model, not a curated record